Haliotis rubra (blacklip abalone) is the source of this 426-nucleotide messenger RNA. RefSeq lists its product as uncharacterized. The record is from RefSeq and is a predicted model, not a curated record. Gene Ontology annotation, cellular component: extracellular region. The transcript is spliced from 3 exons. Gene Ontology annotation, molecular function: chitin binding. The coding region runs from base 1 to 426 and encodes 141 amino acids. Lineage: Eukaryota; Metazoa; Mollusca; Gastropoda; Lepetellida; Haliotidae.
AUGGGUUCCAGGCAAGUUCUCAUCAUCGCUGUUAUCUACAGUCUGUUCGCAGUUACCGUGGCAUCCAACCCCUGCCUUUCGGCGUGUACAGGUCGUCCCAGCGGAGACUAUCAAUCCUGCAACGGAUGCAGCGUGUACGCGACGUGUUCCAACGGCUACAUGUACGACAACCGACCCUGCGUUGCUGGCACAGUGUGGGAUGACACCCUCAAACGCUGCGAGAUGACUUCAACCACCUGCCCUCCGAACCCUUGCGUUAGCUCCUGCAACGGCGUCGCCACUGGCGACUACCAAUCCUGCAACGGGUGCAACGUGUACGUCACAUGCAAUGGUGGCCACCUCAUCGACAACCGCCCCUGCCCACCUACACUUGUAUGGGACGACAGUCUCAAGACCUGUGCCAGGACAUCUACAACCUGCUCUUAA